GCUCGUUGACAACAAAAAUGGCGUCUUGGUCAACGUUUGUUUUGCAGCAGUGAAAAACGCAAAUUUUCUUAGUUUUUCUUUCUGAGGACUUAUUUCCUUAAAGGAAUCAAGUGAGAAAAAGCCAUCAUGGCUACUAUGAUAAACGGACAAUUGAUUUUGGAAGAAGAAUAUGACGAGAACUACCAGCCUACGGAACAGGGUAAGAUAUUUGAAAAAAAAAAUGUUCAACGUAGGAUUAAAUUACACAAUGAACAAAAGCGGUGUAUUAAUACUAGUUUUUCACGAAUAUAUCAUUUUUUGUGUUCAAUGGACUGUUGACGGACCAGUAAGCUUACAUAUUUAUUUGGAGGUCAAAUCACUAAUUAGUGCUGUGAUCUGUAUAAAUCAGCUGAUCUUUUAAUAGCAAUCGCGUUUGUUUUUUGUAUGAGGCUUCUGUUGGAAUGAGUUUUUUUAUGCUGUAAUUAUUUCGAUGUGUUUGCACGAAGUAUUUUUUUACAGUUUUUGGCUGAAUUUUUAACUGCAUUCUUAUUCAAGGACAUAUCAAAAAUAGGAGGUCAAGUCAGUAAUUUGCUGGCCAAGUACACUGUAGCCCUCAUGCAUAUCUUACAGUCAAACCAGGUCAAGCGUUCCCGUCGCUAACGAACUAAUGAAUUCAUUCACGGAAAAAUGAUUUCGUUUGUUGAUUCAAUAAUCCAUUCAUAAAAUGAACAAUCCAAUAUUCAUAUUUAGCCUCGAUUCCAUAAUCGAAUGUUGAUUCGAUUACUGUUUUUUGAAAAACUACACUUUCCACAAGUUGACCUCAGAAUUUUGUUUUUUCCUCUUUUUUUUCUGAGAGUCGAGUGCCGGCGAGUUCUGAAGUUCAAACCCAAACAAACUGUUACAUGUACGCCAUUUUGCUGCCAGUAAUCAGUGCAACAGACCCAGGCCUGACCUCUUAGAAAACACAACGGUCAAACUAAGGUCCGUGUAUGUGCGGUGAUUGGUGGAUUUCGAUCCUCGGCCUUUGUCAGUUUCUCAUAGUUUCUUUGCGUUUGCGGUCUGUCUAUUCUAGCUGUUAUUUUGAUUAAAGGCAAUGAAAAACGCAAUCGUAAACGGCAGGAAAAAGGAAGCAAAUACGAUUGAACACAACAGACAAGAAUAAAGAACAGGCAGAUUUUGCUCAUAAACCAAAUCAACAUUUGAUUAUUGAAUCGAGGUCCAAUUUGACUGUUGGAUUAUUCAUUUUAUGAAUGGAUUAUUGAAUCAACAAACGAAAUUAUUUUUCCAUUAAUGAAUUCAUUAGUUUGUUAGCGACGGGAACGCUUGACCUGGUUUGACUGUAAUCAUGCGUGAGGGCUAUUAUUAGACCCCUCAGCUAUAUUUUAUUUUGUAUUGUGGAUUGUGGAAAUAGGGUAUGCUGCUUUUUAGUUAUCUACAUCAGUAUCUGUAGACAAAAUUAUUUUUGUGGUUAUCGUUUGUAAUUUGCUCGUAAAUGGAGUCACUUCAUACAUUGCCUGUAAUUUUUAUCGGUAUCCCUUUUUUCUCAUUAAGAGUUUUAAUGAACAGGUAUAUCUAAUAAUAAUAUGUUGUGCCUGUCUGCUUACAGAGGUAUUUGAGUAUGCGCUCUCAAUUGGCAUAGAUCCGCGCAAGGAAAGGGAUCUUCUGUUUAUUGCACGAGAAGGAAUUGUAGCUCCCUUACCUCAAGACUGGAAACCUUGGUGAGUUCCAGUGUUCAAUGUACCAAGAAAAAGGUCCUUAACUUUACAACAACUAGAAGGGGUUAACUGUAAAUAUUUUUGGUAUACCAUAUUGAAAGAUUUAUUCUUUGUAGUAUGUUAGAUAGGCAGGGUGCUAAGAAAGUCAGUUUUACAGCUUGUCCUUUGGGCAAGCUGUCGUUAGCAUGUACAGUAUACCAGCCCAUAAGUCAUUUUAACUAGCCCGGAAAAAAAAAAUUUGAUGAGCAGGUUUGAUAAUAGUUCUCCUGUAAUUUGAAUACCCCCAAAAAACUUCAUUUGCCUGUAAGUUCCGUAAGAACAGAAUUCUCUAGCCUGAUAUCAAAAUCCACUGGCCCUGAGGUAUUGGACACAACUUUCUUUGUACGCUGGAUAGGCUUGUAUAAUUUAUUAUAGUAAAACUUGACGUACAUGUGUUUAUUACUUAGCUGAAUAAUUUGCCAGCUUUUGAUUUUCUCUUAAAUGUCUUUUUAGUCAAGAUUCAACUGGAGAGAUUUACUACUUUAACUUCCAAACUGGUGAGAGUGUUUGGGACCAUCCCUGUGAUGAGUAUUACAGAAGCAUGGUUCUUGAGGAAAGACGGAGAAGGAGUGCUGCGGGAACGUUGUCAAAGAAAGAUAAUAAGAAGAAGGAGAAAAAAGAUGGGGCCAAAAAGAACAAGACAAUGGAUGGGCCAUUAAAACAGAAGGUUUGAAAACAGUACAAAUGAAGGGGACUUGGGAUAAAGCCCUAACUGACUUCCGAAAGAUUGCUGAUUGUGAAUUUGUUUCUAAGAAAGUGUGUUAUAUUAGGUCAAAAGUCACUUUGAGCCUUAUUCCUUUCACCCCUUAGAACUGGGAUGUAGCUAAGGAAAAGCUGCGUAGGCUUUUUUAUUAGUCAAGACAGCUUUUUUUUUCACAACUGCUCCUUCAAAAUUCUCCCAUGUCUUUGUUUUACCGGAAAUUUUUAGCCAGUAGUAAGCUCUUUGUCAGCUGGUGAAAUUAGCUGGCAGCUUGCUCUUGGUGACAUCCCUGCGCAUGCCCCUUUCAAAUGCUAGAAUACCGAGAAAUAAAAUUAAAGUGGCCUCAUUUUAUUUCUUGUACAUGUACAGUUUUGUGUAGCAGUGGGAGCAGGAUGAUGUAAUAGUCAGCUUGCAGGGCCUGCAGCCCCACACUGAUCACUCUCUGGAUAUUUAUUAUUUUCUUAGUUAUCCAAAGAUCAAAUCCACAGCCUUACUUAAACUGGUUCACAUGCUGGCAAUAUUUCUUGUGUGUUUUUCACUUUGUGAUAUUGUGGUUGGUCUGGUUUGUUGUUCGUAAAUAUUGUGGAUUUAGACUUGGAGGCUUAGCGUGUUUCCACUUGUAAAAAGCAAAUAAUUUACGUGACGUAUAUAGUAAAAUUACUGUAUGUCCAGGUUCAAAAUUUUCUCUGGUUUCAAAUCUUGCUGUGUUCUUCGACUUUUAAGGGUCAAAAGGAAAUGAAAAAAAUUAAACCACAUCAUCUACUCUGUAAGCUUGUCCAUCAGUGUUUUGUUUAUUUGUCUGUUUGUUUGUUUGUUUAUUUAUUAAUUUUUUUUAAUCUCACUGAAGUAAGUUACAAAAAGUAGUAAACAGAAACUCACCCAAUGUAAGGGAAUCCAAGACAUUAUUGGAUACUGGAUUCUAUGCUGUCAAUUUGGAAUUACAGUUACUAGACUCCAGACUAAUUUUUUGCUCGUGGAAUCCAGAAUUCAGGAAAUUUUUGUUUGUGAAAUCUGGAAUCUUGGGCUUUGGAAUAUGGAAUACAGCUCAAGGAAUCCAGAAUUGGAAUCUGGAAUCCAAAUUCCACUGACAAAGUCCAUUUUGUUUAUUUGUAAUGAAGCCUCUUGGUCCUGGCUUGGCACCUCUGAAAGGCGAAGGCUCCUUAGCUCCUUUGGGACGUUCAUUGGGAACAAGCUCUCCACUGGGAGGGACGUUUAGUGGAGGAUCUCUUGGCACGGGGCCUAUUGGAAGGGGAUCUCUUGGAGGAACAUCAAGUUCUUUGGGGAAGGGUCCUCUUAACGGAAGCUUGGGUACAGGUUCAAUGGGUGGUAUUGGAUCUGGAAGUCGGUUUCCAACUGCAGGAAAAAGUAAAGAUCCCUUUCAAAAUGCUCCUCUUGGUGGUGUCAAAGACUCACCUGAGGUAAGUAAAACGCUUUUGUUGCUCUCUUGUUUCUGUUUAUUAUUAUUUUAAGGGCAUGUUCAAUUGACUGCAGCAUGCAAAGAAAGUAGUGUCCGAUAGCCUGGGGCUAGUGGAUUUUGCUAUCAGGCUAGUGAAUUCUUUUUUUAAUUUGCCCGAUGGGCAAGUGACAUUUUAUGAGGAAUUUGAAUAACAGAAGAACAAAAAGUUUUUGGGGCUAGUUGAAAUGACAUCUGGGCUAGUAAAUGCUAGCUUCAGCUUGCCCGAAUGGCAAGCUGUAAAAAUGAUUUUCUUUGCACCCUGUGACUGUAUUCUGGAAUAAGAAUAGAUGGGAUAAAGUCUAGAAAUCACUUAUUUUGACAUUCAGUGCAUUGCAAUGGAGAGAUUUAGAAUGACAUUUACGGCAAAUGGCAAAUGUCAGAUUCAAGUUGAGAAUUUCUCAAAAUAAAAAAUGUGCAGCAAAGAACAGUCCAAAACAAUAAAUUGUCAAAGAGAAAACUAACUUGAAGCUACUAAUUUUGGGGUAGAAGUAAUGAACAGUGUAAAAACAAAAGCUAAGGAAAAACUUGGUUGUGUGGCUCAAAUUCACAUUUUGCUGUUUGCCGUAAACAUGACUCUAAAUCUCUCUAAUAUCUAGAAAUCUGCUUGAAAUAAAAUUUUCCGCCGUAUGCAGCAUUCAAGUGUCCAAAAAUUAUGGCACAAGAAAUUUGCAACAAAACUUUUCCAUAUCUCAUUCCAGAAUUCAAUCAAUCAAAUGCACAGUAUUAAGUAUACUGUCAGAUUCUUCUUUGAUUUUCUUACAUUUUAUGCAUUUUUGAAAUGCCUAUUAUAAUUCAGUUUUAUGUAGUAAAAAAUUGUUCCCUUUAACUCUGAAAUGUUUUUAAUGUUUUUAAUUUUUGCAUCAUUACCUUGAAGCGAUGGUCAUCUGACAAAGAGAGGUUUGGUGGAGGUCUCAAUGAUGCUACUGGGACAAUUACAUUGAGUACUGGGUUAGGAGACAACAUCAAUUUAAACUUCAUGCCUGAUUUCUCAGAUGAUGAUGAAAAGGGACAUGAGGUAUAUUAAUCAUUAUAGUCAUAUUAAUUUAUUUAUUUGUAAUCUAUAGUCAUGUUUGAAAUUUACUAAUAAUCUACUCAGUCUACUUGUAUCUUGACCUACAUGUAUAUAUGUUUAUACAUUUCUUUGCUUCUUUGAAAUGUAGGACCCAUUCAAUAAUAUGAGCUGAAACUCAAUAAGUUUUUUUGAUCACCAGAUUCCAUUAUUCCGUUUAAAAAAUCAAAUGGUUUACACCAUCCAUUUAAGAAGCUUCAGAAAGUAUGGGCUGUCGUGUAGGGUGAUAAGAUUAUUUUUACUACUCCUCUCAAUUAUUCCAGCUGAUUUGGAUAUAUUUUGAACCUGGCCCUACAGUGUAUGCCCACAAUGUCAAACUUCAUGGUUAAAUGUUUAUGCUCAAGAUUUUCAACCAGGUGGUUUGAGGGGCUGUCGUUAAGAGCCAGGGACUAGGGAUUUCCCCUGGCUACUGUGAGUGUGACUGCUGGAUACUUUCAUAUUAAAAUAGAAGAAAAAUAAAACAAAAAGAAAUCCCUAGCUGUUUGAUUCCCUGCCUACUUGUUGUAUUUACCCAGCAACUUGAAAUCUUAGUGACAUUCCUGGGUUUGUGUAAGAUAAUGGUAAGCACUCCUUUUUACCCUUACAGUUUCUGUUAAUUGUUCCUGUCUCUGAACAUUAACCUGUUUUUUUUUUGUCAGAGUGACUUUGGAAGGCCAACCAUUGAUUUGGGUAUGCAUGAUAUUGGAAACCUUGGUUAUGAGGUGAGUUGCACUUCUGAUUUUCAAGGUAGUGAUAGUGUGACUACUCAAACCGGGGCACUCGAAAGAAGAUUGUCCAAUCACAAUCAUUUCUGAAAACAAAAGAUUCUCAAGUUUUUUGGCAAACGGGCCAAUAAAAUUCAAGUAUUCAACUAUGCACUCGUUGAAAACUUUAAAACCUUUUGAACUAACCUGACCUCUUAGGAAACAGCCUUCAAAUCUAUGAGUGUUAUUGGUCUGUUUGCCUAAAACCUUGAGAAUAAUUUGUUUUCAGAAAUCUUUGUGAUUGGGCAAUCUUCAUCAAAGUGUCCUGGUUUGAGUAGUCGUACUGUAAAUGUACGGUACCUACGUACUAUGGUUUCAACUUUGUAUUUUGCUUUUGAUAAUUUUCAAACCUUUUUUAUAUCCUGGUUUUCUUUUGACUCACUCCCUAAGAUGUUUUGAUCAAUUCAUCCUUGCAAAUCCAGGGCACAACUGUAGCUUAUUUUGAUGGCAUGGGAUAUUCAUGAGCAAAAUCAUCCCAAGUAGUGAAAGUUUGACAAAAUGUCAAAUGAGCCGCUGGGCACUUCCUUUUACCAGUCCGGAGCUCCAGAAGGAGUAUUCCAUCUACAAUUUUAAUAUGGACAAAAUAUACAUUUUUUAUUUUGUAGGAAUCAGAUUAUGAGGAAACUUCCAAUCUCAAUGCACCAGCUACUCCAUCCAUGAGUGAUGUAGAUGAUGGAGAAGAAGUUGUAAGUCAUAGUCUUUAUUAUAAAUUUCAAGGGAGAAGUUUACCCUGAAAAGUGCGUUACUGUCCUAAUAUCAUAGGCGACGAAUUACUCCUUAAUUUUGGCACGAAAUUUCAGUGUUAAUUUGUAAUUUCACAUGUGAAAUUACAAAAUUGCCAUGGCAACCCUUCCGUACAUCUCAGUGUCAAGAUGGCGACGAAGUUUUAAAAUGCCGUGAAUGAAGAUGUCAGGGCACAAAAAGACGCUUUAGAAAACCUGAACACACAAGAGAACAUCACGAAGGAUUCUAACAGGUAUUUUGCCAAAACAUUCUGAAAAAUUCAAAGCCAAAUUUAAGGUCUAAACAUUUGAGAGAGUGGAGUUCUUGAUCGAUACGAUCCAGAAUAAACAUGUCAAAAAUUCAAGAUUGCUAAAGUAAUCCGUCACCCAUGAUAUUGCGUUUUGUCCAAAUCCUAAUAAUUUCCCGAGCCUUUAGGCACGUGAAAUUAUUCCCUAAUUUCACUUGUCACCAUUUGAUUACACAUACUAAUCACAAAUAAUGAAGACAAAUGGAAGAUGCAGAGUUAAGUCCAGGAAGCAGUUUGCUAGCCUGUCGGCUGAAAUAUAUUGGCAAUUGUGGCACAGAUUUAGCCCAUCUGAAAUGAUGAUAAUGAUGAUGAAAUCAAAGGUGGCCGUUAUUGAUGACUGAAAAAUCUGCAUUUAUGAAUUGUAACUUUUAAAAAGUUAACUAUAAACUUUGUUAUUAUACAUUGUACUCACUAUCUGUCGUCUUCAUAAAGUUAAUUUCACUUCCACACUAAAAUUUUCUUUCAACAUCGGCUUGAAGUAGUUAUGAUAAAGUAAUGGCAGUUAAAUGACAGUAUCUCAGAAUAAUAACUGUGUUACUUUAAAUAACCCAGUUAAGUUGAUUUAUGAGUAAGAUGGCCAGAGAUACUUUUCUAAACUCGUAGUACAACAGUACUAUUGAACACAACGUUUAUUGGUCAUCUUUAACAGUUAUUGAAGGAGUCUGAUAUGUGCAUACUGUAGCAGAGAAACAGCAGUAUUUUCACUCUCUCUUGAUCUAUGCACAGGACUUUGGUAUCAACAGGACAUUGUCAGACAGGCUGGAAGGAAUGAGUGCUGAGCUUCUGACUCCAGCACACAGUGCAACAAGGGCUGAGGUAAAGGAAAACAUAUACAUUCAUCAGGAGAUUAAUAUGUCUGUCUGUGUGUCGAUCUUCCUGACUAGACUGUUCAGUCUCCUAUAAUUUUCCAUAUGAUCGUCCUGGCACCAGUUGUUCAAAAGGUGGAUAGUGCUAUCCACUGAAUAAAUCAUUAUCCACUGGAAAGAUUGGUUUCCCUAAUACUUAUCCAAUGGAUAGUACUACUCAUCUUUUGAAAAACCGGGUCCAGAUCACUGGAAAGCUCUUACUGUUAUGGGUGGCUAUUUUGGUUACAAAUUUACCGAGUGGAUGGGUGUUGGUUUUUAUGGCUGGGUAGGGAGGGGAAAAAGAAACGUUUUUUUUUUCGCCUCCUCCCAAAUUGUCCGCCGUCCUCCUAAGUUGAUUUGAUACUCAUCCUCAGGUUAGGUGGUACAUUUGAAACCAAGAUGGCUGCCCAUAAGAGAAAUAGGUGUUAGGCUUGAAUCCCCUGGACCUCCAGAUCUUGUCUAAGGAAUCAACAUGAUGGAUGAGGCUUGAACCCUUGACCUCCAGAUCUGGAGUUCAAGGUGUUGACUGCUCAGCCACACAUGCCUCCACAUAAGAGUGCUCAAUUUUGAUGAUCUUACAGAACAGUCCUACUUCCUAACUAUCUUUGUCUUGGUUUUAACUGAAUAACUGUCUUAAGCAGUAAUAAGCCGAUUGAAAUACAUACUCAAGGAAUGAGGCUUAAAGAUGGUUUUGCUCAGUGUGAAUAAUUUAUUGUUUUUUGUUUGUUUUUCUUGUCAGUUUAGGUUUUUGGAAAACUGCACACCUACCCCUCCCUAAGCCAUCAUUUUGCCUUAAUUGAGAAUUAAGUGUUAAUGUUAGCUUAGGGAAGGGGUAGGUGGGCAGUUUCCCGGAAACCUAACUUGAUCCUGUUUUUCUUUUCUGUUUUUUUUCAUGGCUAGAGCGGUGGUGUUGCGGCUGGUUUAAAAAGUAAUAACAUCCUGCUUCAAGAUUCCAAUAAUUCCAGGUUUGUGAGCUUUUGGCCAAGUCUUUCAUUCACUGUGUGAGGUUAUUGCCUGUGUGCAAUGCACAUGUCUUCUAUUUCCUUUGUUGCAUGCAGAAAAGGAGUUGUAUGCAUAGAACCUUUAUACAAACAUUGUCCAACCUAAGAUUGUAACUUUGAAGAAACUCCUGGGCAAUAAAAACUUACCUCUUCUGAGCCUUUUUACUUGAACUAAUAAUUUAAUAUUAAUUAAUUUAAGUUUGUCUAUACCACAAUUAAUGAUUAAUUGGCAUUAGAUUUUUAAACUAAUCACAAAGGCUGUAAAGCCAUAAAUAAUAAUAAUAAUAAUAAUAGACACUUAUAUGGCGUGGUAUCCACUAAUUGCUCAAAGCGGUGUACAAUAAUAUGGUAAGAAACUAGAGUUAAAAACUAUUAUAAGAUAAAAUAAAAAUUAAAUAAAGCUACUAAAAUCAAACAUCGUAGGCUAAUUUAAAUAAGUAUGUCUUCAACUGCGUCCUGAACUGGUCGACAGAUGUAACACUCCUGAGUUCAGGAGGCAAUUGGUUCCAUAACCUAGGAGCAGCUGCGGAAAAAGCCCUAUCACCGUACGUCUUUAACCUAGUCCUAGGCACGGCUAGAAAAUUCUGGGAACUAGAAUGAAGUAAUCGUGGACCAUUAUUGUAGCGUAAAAGUUCGGAUAGGUAAAUGCUCUCAACAGUCAGUUAUGGUCUUGUCGAACUUCUCUAAUAUGUGUUGAUUCUGUUAAUGUAUUCUGUUUUUAAUAACAGGGAAAUUGGUGCCAAAACAGACAAGAAUGAAGAUGAGCGAGUCCAGAGAGCUAAGUUACAGGCAGAGGCUGCAGAAAGGUCAUUACCCAUAAUUAUAUCAUAUCCAAUAAGGGACAAAGCACUGAGAAUGAAAAUGAGUCUGGCUGCCUUGAAAGCUUAAAUUGCUUGCAUGGUUUCCGUUUAAUAUGUUCAUCUGUAGCCUUAAAAAGCUAGCCUGUGUAGCCGGCAGGAUUGUUAUUUAGCACGAGCAAAGUUUUGGCCGAGAAACUGCAAAGCCGUGCAGAGAAUGGGGAGAAAGUGCUUUGAAAUCUUGGCAUUUGCGCGUGUCAAAGCAAAAGCGAUUCCGCCAGCUACUCAGUCUAUAAAGUGCUUAAACCAUCUUGUACAACAUAAUAAACAGUACCACAGGAAAGUACUGCUCAACCUAUAGCUAUCAUUUCAAAUGGCCACACUUUAGGAUUUAACCCACGACUCAAAAGUUAGAAUCAUGUUGUACAGAAAACCGUCGGGCACGAAAAUUUUCCGGGAGUUUAUUUUGCGGAUUGGCGAUUUUUGUGUUUAGGGGGAACUAAUUUUUGAGAUUAGGUUUUCUUGCUGGGAAUUAAUUAGUAGCUUUAUUUUGAAAGUUCACGCUUUAGAAUUUCAACCACACUCAAAAGCUAGAACCACCUUUUACAGCAUGAUAAACAGUACCACCUGAACGUACUGCUCAAUAGACUUCAUAUGACCGGUCACACUUUAGGUUUUUAUCCUGUUAGAUAAGGGGCCUCUAGGAUAAUUGAAGGAAUCAAACUUAAGCCGAAUGACUGAUUUCUCUGUUUUUCCUUUUCCUUUGUGCUAAAACAGAAGAGCGACACAACAGAAGGGACAAGAAGCAGCUCAAAUACAAGAACAAGAAAGGUGACGCUUGAAGUACUGAUUGCAAACCGUGUUGUGUUUUGUUGUUGUACAACUAUACCUGUAUCAUGUGCCACCUCAAACUGAAUUUAUGAAGAGAGCUUUUUCUUUUGAAAUAUCAACCUUCUAGGUUCUCUCGCAGAAGGGAUAAAUAAUUCAUUUUUUUAACGUAUAAGAGAGCUAUCAUGUUGUCGAGCCCUAACUUGCCUAUUGUACAAUAUGGACCAGGGGCAUUGCAGCAUUAGGGUGGAUUUCCACUGUUGCGUAAUUUUCACGUGCGUAAGCACCUGCGUGAAUAAAAUAGAGGCAAUGUAAGGAAGGUCGCGGGCAAACGUAAGAGUCGAACCUCGCUCAACUUUUACGUUUACGCCCAACCUUUCAUAUAUUGCCUCUAUUCUAUUUACGCGCGUAAAAAUUUACGUGCGUACGCACGUAAAACUUACGGACCCUUACGCAACAGUGGAAAUCCACCCUUUCCCUAGUCUGCUACACAGCCGUUAUUAGUGUCGGAGCGUUGCGUGACGACACUAAUAACGGCUGUGUAGCAGACUACCUUUUCCCUCGUGUUUCAUGUGUGUUAAAUCCACCACAUUACACUCAGUUUACACGAGAAAAACGCGUAAAACAUGCGUGUUAAAAAAUACACGCAAAAAGUAGCACCAAAAAUUUUGUUGGAUGUUUUUGUAAGAUCGUAAGCAUUGGCAGUUGUUUAAUUUUUGAUUAUCCGAGACGUACACUGUACGCAUGCCAUGUUUGAAAUCUUCUCCCUACGCGUUGUUCACAGAUUGCGCGCUCGGAUAGCGGCCAUCGAGUGUUUAGCUCCUCUUCCCAGCGGAACGCUUUGCACGGCUUUCUGGUCGAAUACUUCACCUUUUUUUCUCAGUCAACGGUCACAGAAUAAUUCAACGCGGAUUUCCAUUUUUUGCCACAGUGGACAAGGAUAAGAAUGCUUUAACCAUCAAAUGUUUUGAUCCGUCAAACCCAAUUUGUUUUCAAGUUCACUGGAUUUUCCUUUUUUUCAACGGUGCCGAUCCUUCGUUGAUUUUUCGGUGAAUGCUUAUCCUUUCAAUUUUUCAUUUUUUAAAACAGCACUGUAAGGCCUCAUUAGCGCAAUAUUUUCUUUCCAUUAUUUGUUUUUAUGGGUGGACCUUUUGAAACUAUGGGAGUAGUGGCCAUACGAGUAAAAUGUUAGCGUCAAACCUUUCUCUGCCGCUUUAUACUUUCACAAUGAUAUUAUUUCACAUUCAUUUCUAAUAAUCUCAUUAGUGCUCCUUACAAUUUCAUCUGUAGUUGUUAUUACCAGGGGUCAAAUUAAUAAAACUUUUACUAAUUUUAUAGCCACUGUUUCAGAAAACAAUAGGGCUAUUUACAUGGAGGUGUGGGACCUCUUGUAAAUUACACUAUCAUGUAUUAAAAUGUGAAAAUUUUUCACUGAUUAAAUUGACCCUUCCUGGGUAUUAUGUAAACAGGCCCUUAAAGUUUCAUUAAAUUGACCGCAGUUCCAAUUUCAAUGCCAUUACUCAGUUUCACAUUGGAACUCUUAGUAAUAGUCGUAAAAGGGCUUUGUCACACAAUUCGCUAUCUUCUUAGAAAGAUAAGACGUGUCUUCGCACCAAUUGAAUUCCAAAAAAUAAUAGUCCAGUUUUGUUAUUACGACUAUAUUUAGGCAUUGCCGAGAAGUGCUUCCUGUCAUCUGUUGUACGGAUGAUAACUAUGAUAAGAAUAGACAUGGAUCGCCGGCCUGCGAGCAAGCUCUCCGGGGCGCUAAAACUUAAAAAAAUAAAAUAAAUUCAAAUUUUAUCAUGUUUUACUGCUUUGCCCUGCAAAACUCCCCAAGAAAUUAUUAUGGUUAGUGCUCCCUGCUUGUUCGAUAUCUUCUUCAUAACUCUAAAGGGGCAUUUUGUUUAUGAGUAAGGGAACUAAUGACUUAAGCAUGGCAUUCAACUAAAACAACCUCGUGAUAUAGCCUCUUUAAUUUUUAGUACUUGGCUGCGUGUUUUAAUUCAUUCUGUGGGUUAGCAAGUCUGUUUCCAACCUUUAAGUUCACUGCAGUCAGAAAACAGCGAAGCUGAAGCAUCCACCACGACGGCGAUAGCAACGAAAAUGUCAAAAACCCCACAUGGUUCACGAGCAAAACAACAGCCCUGCUCGUGCAUCACACUUCACACUUUUUGGUACAUUUCUGUCAAGUCCAUCGUGCACGACUACCACGUGAAGCUUCCUAAUCCGACCGUGUUUCAUAGAGGACGUUAAAACACGACGAAGAAUUUUUUUUUUUUUUAACAUGGAUACAGUCCAAACCAGUCCACAAGCGUUCAACUCUCGGAAAAAUUCGCCUACAUUUGAGUAAGGUUAAGUAAACACGAUGGAGUUUUAAAAAACGAAAAUUCGUUUUUCUUUGCUGACGUUUUCACUGUCCUUGUCGUUGUGGUUAAGGGUUUAAGCUGGCUAGUGUUUGUUUAUUUGUCAGUAAGUCUGUCUAUCAGUCUGAGAGUCAAUCGGCAGCUAUCCAUUCGUUUCUCAGUCAGGAAUCCAUUCAGUCCUCAUCCUGAGAGUUAGACGAAACCUUUCGUUUAUUUUUACCCGCAGACUCGCAAAAGAAGCAGCUAAAACCAUCGAAGACAUGAGAAAAGCUACAGAGAAGGAACUGAACGAAGCUAAGCAGAAACUAGAAAAGGAGAAAGAAGAUGCGCUGAAGAAGGUGAAAGAGCAGUAUCAAAAAGAACAGGACAACGAGGAAGAACGUCUGAGAAAAGGACACGAUGCUGUCAUGAAAACACUCGGGGAAAAAGCCAGGGAAGAUGCUUUAGAAGAGGAGGCUAUGCUGCAAGAGGGCAAACAAGAUGCCAUGAGAAAACUAAAGCAGCAGAUUCAGCGGGAACAAGACGAAGAAGAGGCUGCUUUGAGGAAGAAAAAGGACGAGGCUUUGGAUCUGAUAAGAGAAGAACUACAGGUAUGAGCUGUCUUUACUCAGUUUAUUAUUAUGUUUUGUCUCCCUUCCCUUUAAAGCUUCCUGGAUUUUUUUUAAAGCUGUGAUUUUGCGAGCAGUUCUUUUACCAAGCCAGGUUCAUGUAAUCACAAGAGGAAUAUAACGUUCCCUGUUGCGGCCAAAGGUUUAAAAGCAUCAAAGUUUCACAUGCAUAUAUAAAGUACUUCCAUUUACACCGGUUCUCACAAUAGAGGAUAAAACUUAGGGCCCUUUUCAAAAGUCAGAACUGGUCGGCCAGACCAUGGCACGACCAGUCAUUGACAAUGAAAUAGGCUUUUUCCAAGAGUUUUUGCUUAAAAAUCAUCUCCUACGUGCUUGCUAUUUAGGAUUUGACUGAUCUGCCUGCCGGGAUAGUUUUGAUUUUAAAAAGUGUAUUCGGUCUCAUAACGGCGGGAAUGGCCUGGCCGGCGUAUUGUGAUAAAUGGUAAGCGCUUUUUAGUAUCAUUGGUACAAAAAUUUAGCAAUUUUUGGACGAGGUUGAACAACGUAUCGGGAUUUGUCAGUGGUGAGUUGUUUUUUUAUGAAGCCAUCUGUCAUUUUCCACGCAAGAGCGCUCGCAAGAAGAAGAAUAGCGUGGUUUCAUUUACGCAUAAGCAGAACAAAGCCAAAACACAGUUGGACGACAUUGCGCAUUAGCCUGAGAAAAAAGCCGACAUCUGGCGACGCUACCACCGUUUUCCCCGCUAAAUGACGUUUGAGAAACGAGCUCAGAAAUUCCAUACUGAUGACGCGUCACUACUCAGAUCUGGGUAGUGCUUCUGAUUGGUUGAAUCAAAUUUCCCACGCGGCGCGACCACUCAGAAGCACUACCCAAAUCUGGGUAAGAGGAGAAAAGCGUCAUUUCGUUUACGCAUGAGGAGAAUAUUAUUUGCAGCCAACCACAGUUGGACGACAUUGCGCAGGAGCAGACCAUUAUUUGUAGGCAGUUAUUUGCAGGUCACGUGGUGGGCUUUCGGCCAAUGAAAAGGACGAACAAUUUGCAUCGAAUGAUAAUAUGCUUUUUUGUCUUUUUAUUUUUUCAUUCGCCAAACUGAAGGAACAAGAAGAAGCUGAGAAGGAGUUAAUGGCAGAUGAAAGAGAAACAGCAUUGAAAAACAUGAGGGAAAAAUUUUCCUCCGACAUGGAAGAGGAGAAAAAGAAACUUGCUGAGGAACAAAAAGAAGCUUUGGAAGAACUGCGGGAAAAACUAGAGAAAGAAAAAGAAACGGUAAGUCACUUCAAUUAGCAAGGAUUAGAACAGUGGGUUAGUGCCCGGCCUUUUUGCUACUUUCGUAGCAAGAAAAUCUACUUGUCGUGAACUACAGAUCGGACGGGACUUGUUUUCAGCUCUGAUGUGACAAACAUCUUGCAUACUGCAAGAACUGGAAUGUUGAUAGGUAGUCUUUCUCGCAGCUGUUCUUGUCUUGUCACGGGACGCCCUUCCCCAAAAAACGGCUGCUCACAUUCGAACAUGUGAGAUAGGGAGGAGCGUUGCGUGACGAGACAAAAACGGUUGCGAGGGAGACCAGUUGAUAGGUGGCUUAUCUGCAGUGAUAGAAAUGUGAUGAGGAAUUUGAAGCCUGGUGAAAGAUUUUCCGUUCGUCAUGUCACUUGUUUCCGGCUCAUUUCGCAGGCGUUGGAGGAGCAGCAGCAAAACAACGAAUAUGAGCUCCAACAGCUGAAAACAGAAUUGAUUGAGAAACACGAGAAAGAAAUGCAGGAAUUACAGACCGAGCUUGAGGAAAACCACAAUAAUGAUUUGGCUGCAGCUAGAAAGUCUGCAAUGGAGUCCAGAGCUAACUUUACCAUGAGCAUGGACUCGCUUGAUGUUGAGGUAUGGAGUCAAUAUCGUGAUUUGCUCAAGAAAAAUGUAAAUAUUUGCAGUUAUCCCAGAACCAAACGUAACUCAUCCACGUUCUUUUUAUGUUUCAUGCGUAGCGUGCAUGGCAGGCAUUGAAAGGGGUAGGGGAUUAGGGGGAUUAGGGGAAGAAAAAAAGGACGGGGAUCGCACUUUUCUUCUCCUCCCUUCCCAAAAGUAACUCACCCACCUUCUUUUUCAUGCGUAGCGUGUAGCAGGCGUUGAAAGGUGUGGGGGGAGGGGGGUAAAGGAGAAGCGAAAAGGGAGGGGGCAUCGCGUUUUUCUCUCCUCCCCGUCUUUUAUGCCUGCCACGUGGGCUAUUUCAUACCCCGCCAAGUAUAAUUUCCGGUCUCCGAGUUCUGUUUGGUAAAGUGGACUGUCUGAGAGCGUUUCCCUUGUUAACAAGUCAUCAGAAGCUUGUUUGGUUUAUUGUUGUUUAUUAAAGGUUCAGCAGGACUUUGUUAAAAAGAAGAAGGAUUUGGAAGCGAAAUACGAAGAGCAGUUGGUGAGUAGUCAUUAUUUUUUCAAAUAUCUACAAAAACGUUUAUGUUCCUGCUCUGGAAAACUUUGACGUUAAUAUCUCCAAAAAGAAGAGUCAAAGUUUUGAGGUUUUAGUUUGAGAUUAAAUAUUGCUUUAGUUGCGAGUUUGAGUACGAGUUUAAUUUUGAAUCUGAGUUCAAAGUUUCUGUUCGAGUCUGAGUCUGAGUUUGUUUUCCAGUGCUUGUUCACGUUUGAGUAAAUUUUAAGUCUCAUAUUAAGUUUGUAUCAAAGUUUGAGUCCGUUUUCGAGUUCGAUCCGUUUCAGUUUCAGUUCGAGUUUGGGUUGGAGCUGGGGUUCGAGUGCUUGUUCACGUUUGAGUUAAGUGUUUAAGUUUUAGUGUGUAUCAAAGUCUGAGUCCGUUUUCGACUUCGACUUCGUUUUUAUUUUAGUUCGAGUUUGAGUUGUACCUGGGGUUCGAAUGCUUGUUGACGUUUUAGUUAAGUGUUCAAGUUUUAGUUUGAGUCAUGUUUGAGACCAUACUCGAUUUCAUUUGACUUCGAGUUCGAUUUGGACCAAAGACUCUACACGACAAACAUUUUUAACUCAGGCCUCACAUAGGAGAGGAAACAAUUUUUUUUCCAAUUUUCUUGCUUUCUUCAGGAGUCCUUGCAAAAUGGUUACGAGAAGAAAAUUUACAAGAUCAAACAAGACUGGAAAGAACAGGUACUAGUAGUCACAUGUGACCAGUAUGUACCCGACUGAAGAAUGCCUCCUUGUAACCUCCCUGCCUCGUACUCAGACCUUUCUCCCACCUUGCGCAAAGGACGGCGGGACGGUAUAAGUGCGGAACGAUGCUUCGCUUUCUAUUCCUUUCGUUGAUGCCUUACGCCAUGUAUGUUUCCAAUCAUUCCCCUCGUGGCGCUAAUCUCCCGAAACGCCUGUGGGAGAGGCUAGGAACCUCAGAUAUAUAAGAGGAACCUGGGAAGUCCAUCUGGAAAUUCCUCUGAUAGCCUCGAAUUUACAGAGUAGUAAUGUGACCAUAAACAAAUUUGUUAAGCUUUUCAAUGGUAUCAUAUUUUUGUACAAAAUGGUAUCUAUAGCUUUCUUUUUUUAAUAUACCGGGAAACAUUUUCUUAAACAGUAAUUAAUUAGGCUUUAGUACGAUAUGAGGAACUGGGCAAACAUCAAAGGUGUUAUUCGCCUCAGCCUACGGCUUCGGCAUACAACGCCGUCCCUGAUCUACAUAAUUCUUCAUAUCAUCACAGUCUCAACCAAUAAUAGGCUGAUUUAGCGACAGAAUGGGAACGUCAGUUGACGACGGCGCGCGCAAAUCAAACAACUGGAUUGACCAAUGGCAGAGCCGUAAAUUGAGCACCGGAAGUCGUGUUUAGUCCUUUCCGCGCGCUUUCCUGUCGUCAACUGACGUUCCCGUCCUGUUGCUAAAUCAGCCUAAUAAGUGUUUAAUACUCUUCAUUAGGAAACAAAGGAGAGAUUCGACUUGAGCGAAAAGUGGGAAAAGGAGAAGAGAAACUUAUCUGAAGAACACAAAAAAACCAUGGCCAAACUUCAACAGGACGUGGAAGCUGAAAGGAAAAGACUGCAAAAAGAACACGAUGAAAUGGUUAGUUGUAAAGAUAAACUCUUCAUCAUCCCACACACGAGCGUGAGGAAAAGAUGGAGGAAGAUCCAAGAAGGCGGAUCAUCCGAGCGGCAUAUUUUUUCUGUAUUCAGUUUACAUGCAAAAAGUUGUACUUGUCCCUAGCGCUAGGAUCUUCCUAGCUGAGAGGUAGGAAGAUCCUAGUAAGACGAUUUUUCUAGCACCAUGUAAACUUUGUUUUCGCUAAGAAGAUCCUAGUACUAAGAACAAACCAAACAAAAAUGGUGGUUGGCCAUUCUGUGGGUAGUCAAUACAAUAAAGGCCGACAGUUUCGUUUGGCUGCUGCUGAAAGGUAGUUAUUAACGCUAGUAAAGAGAGCAGAAGUGUCAAAAUUGCAUGUUUGUUAUUGUCGCUGGCAUUCUUUAAUUCCUCCUCCACUUGGUAACCACACGGACCGACAUUUCUGCAUGUAAACCCAAAGAAAAGUUGUUCCGCAUUCUAGGAUCUUUUGGGUGCUAGGAUCUUCCUCCCCCGCCCCAUGUAAACAGCCCCAAAGAAAAACAUCUUACUCCCCGACGUGUUUUUUUAAAACCCCUACCUUUCCACCUGUCUGUCGGCAUCCUUAAUGUCUUCUUAACUUUCGCACUGAAAUUCGCCCUCUAAAAUCUCAAAAGCAGAACAGACUUUAUUGUGGAGGAUAUUUUUAUCCGCAGGAAGAAAGAAUGAAUAAUGGUCGAGACAAUCUUCAGAAGCAACGCGAAGAUCUUGAAAAAGAAGAAGAGGAAUUGUUAGCCGAGGUAACGAAACUAAGGUCUUACUUCGCAAGAGUGGCUUCUUAUCUGGAAAACAAAACCAAAGCUAUUACAACCAGUCGAUCGCACAAAACUGAACUGUACCAACUGAUGACUGAGCCAUCAAAACUUGCUGCUACCGCAAGUGUCAAGUGCAGGAAAAUCUUCUUAAGAUACACCGUUGCAAAGCACACCUGGGAUGCUUAACACUUACACAAACCAACUCACUGGUUAAAAAUAUUCAACAAGUUAAAUCGAGUCUUUGUGACAAGGAACCGUAAAAAAAAUUAGCCAAAUCAGCUGAAGAGACAAAAAGCUAGAAAUAAUGCAUCGCCUCAAACUACAGCCCAUAUUUUCCUAAGCCGAAUACCGUGAACCAUGUGAUUUGCCCAUCUUAAUUUUCGGUUUCCCCACGCAAAUACGUAACCCUAUUCUCGCUGUUCAAGGGUAGGUCGUGAUGAAUAGAAAAUUUUAACUUAUGUCUUAGUCUUGCUUGAUUAUUAUGGCGUCCAGAUUGCGCAAACUUCGAUUGCGUCCGAUGUAACUCGAUAGAAAGCGUUAGGGUUGGGGUAGAGAAGUUUCUUUUUUUCAGAAACCCUAUCUAUAGCACCUUCCUAAGUUUUCGUAUACCUUUCAAAAAAGAGUUAUCUAAUGUUUCCUUUUUUUUAUUUUUAGCGAAGAGAGUUGGAGGAGAAUCGACAGCAGAUAGAGGAGGAAAGACGAAGAUUACUACAGCAAAGAGAGGUAAUAAAAUCGUUACUACAUUUAUUACUUGGUAACAUUGUUCCCAGCUGCGGGGUAUCAUUAUUGCUACGCUUUGAGGAUAGCCACGAAAUCUCGCACUAUUUUGUAAGGAAAUCGAGUGCUCAAGAUCGAGGUUUUUAGUAGUUUUGGAAGUGAUACAAUAAAAUUAUCAUGUAAAUAUAAAGAAACAAAGAGGGCUGGUUAGUGGCUGGUUCCCGAAGUUAUUUUCUUAAGAUGCGGAUUUCAAUAAAUGGCUUCGGGCCCGUAAAGGUACCACGGGACUCUGAUCUGUUUGGAUCCUGUUUGCGUCUAUUCUAAAUGGCCAAAUAGUGACGUAAUAUGGCGACACUAGGCAAAUCGGCCUAGAAUAAUAUUUUAAAUAAGUGUAGUUACACAUAAUAGCUAAAUAUAACAAUACUGAAGUUGCUGAAAAAUGUCGUCCGCAACUAACACAAAUAUUGUAAAAGCAAUUUCAUUUUAACUCACUGCGUUCGACCAAAUGAAAAUAAUUUUCUUCAAAAUCCCUUAUAAAAAUAAUAAACACAACGGGCAAACUAGGUUUGUAAGUCACGUGAAGCCAACAUUAUUUCAGUCAUAGUUUUCUGGGCUUUUUAAAACAUUUUUAUCGUCUGUAUUUAAGGCCCUUUCUCGAGCCGGCGAGCAGGCAGCGGCAUCGAUAGGAGAGGACGAGACUCUUGCGAGGCUACAAUUAGAUGAGGUGAAGGCGGCCAUCUCAAACAGUGAACAAGAGCUGGCUAAACUGAAUAGGUAUGUGUGUAAUAGGGAUACAGUAAAAUGCUGCUUAUAUGCGCCCCAACUUAUAAGCACCCCCAGAUAUAAGCCCCCCGUCCAGUUUUAGGUCCUUCUUCCUGCAUAUACAAAGCACAUCCGGUUAUAACCCACUCCCCCCCACCCUUGGAUAUUAGCCCCCGUUCCAAUUGCAUUGACGUGAAUUCGAUUUAUUGGGACGUUUUCAAGCUUACUCAAAAAUCAGUAAAUGCAAAACAUAUUUUGAUCGGCACUGCUAUAGCUUGUUUUAAAGCGCGUUUUCUAUUCCGGUUGUAAGCCCCAUAGGAUACAAUUCCCUCCGUUUAUAAGCCCUAAGAGUGAUCAGCAUGAAAUUUCUCCUUAUUAUAUCAAUGCUUUAGAAAACAGGGUGGUCAUGAGAACUGAGUACAUGAUCAGGGAAGAUGAGUCUAAUUGAUAUUUCAACAAAUUCUCCCCACUACUUCUAUUAAAAAAAUAUAGGGACGGUAAAUGAGAAUCUCAAUUUUGAUAUAUAAGGUUAGGGUAUAUAUAGGCCCCCCUGUUUAUAAGCCGUCCUAAAACCCCUUACGAAGUUGUAUAAGCGCAGGGCUUAUAAGCAGCAGUUUGCGGUAUUAUGGUAUUAGGGACCUUAAGCAAAGACGUUUUUGAGCGACGCACGUCAACCGGAAGUGAGGCCUUCUCCCUUUUUAUAUGCCUUCACGCUAACAAACUUGUAUUGCUGAGUUUCUUUUCUCUUUUAAAGACGAUUUACCCGAGUGUUUCAACCAAAGCGCUCCCCAAUGAUGCAAAAAGUCCACUUCCGGUUGACGUCCGUCGCUCAAAAACGCUGUUGCUUAAGCUCCCUAUUAUGGAGUCUGAGUGAAUCCUAUUAGAACAGUACUAAGCAAUGCCUCUGUUGCUGCAUCUCUGUACCUCUUUCUGCAAAUCAUUAAUGUCGAUUAUCAGGAACCCAGCGAUUAUCAAAUUUGUUAAGGACGUUAAAACACAGUGGAGGUUUGUUGUAUUUUCCUUUCUCUAUUGGAACUUUUCCAUAAGGAGGACAGAGAAUCGGUCGUUUAGUCGUCAUUUUGCAAAGUUGACAUUAUCUUGUUUAUAUUUGGUUUCAGACAAAAAAGAAGCCUUGAAACCGAAGUGGACAAGCUCAACUCUUCCAAGGCCGAGCUCCAGCGUGAUAUAAGGUGAGCGACAAAGUAUAGCGAUGGCCGCAAACGGUGUUGAUGCAAUGUGAUUUCUGCCCAGUAUACACUGUUUUAGUUGGUGGAGCGUUGGUCUACGCAUUGGGAGGUCGUUGGCUCAGUUCCUGGGGCAAAGGUCGUUGGUAUCGCUACGUUGUUUAAGACAAGAGACUUUAAAUUUUUUGGAAAAAUAUUGUUUGUACCACAUAUGUCUACCGCUCAUUGCCAACCGUCACAUUCCUUUAACCUAUUCGACCCUAAACCGUCCGUAGCCGCCCGUGCGGAUCCACGUCCCUUCUACCGCUUGUGACACCGUUAGUUUUAAUGGUCAAAGAAAACGUAGUCAGCUAACUUGUGCAGGGUAAAGAGAUCUUUCAGAAUGAGCACAAUUCCGCAGUCAAGGAGGCAAGAGAGAAAGGCAGAAAAUCUUGUUCCACUACCCACCUAUCUUUCCUUUCAUCUAAUCGUAAGAUCCUAAAAGCUUUCACAAAAACUUUUCCCACCAAAAGGUACUGACCACCAAACGGCCGGACUAGCUUCAAAACGCGUUUUUCUGCAAAAUUUCCGGGGGCGAAUGGUUUAAAAUCUUCCAGUGCAAAAACAUACCCUGUUUAAUACUCAAGACCCUGAAAACCAUAUCCUUUUUAGGGGCACAUAGCCAUUUUAGCUGAAUGAGGGAGUACCCCCCCCCGGGACACAAACGGACUCCUCAGUCAAUAAUUCAUGCUAAGUACAUGAAAUUAAAGAAAAGUAUUUUUUUUUUGUCAGCCAGAAUGCUCGCCCAAGUUCUCUAUGUAGUGCACGUGUCUUUUCAUUGUAGUUCUUGUUAACGUGUACUUUGUUUUUGUACUGCCCGUCUUUAAAAAUAAGGAUUCGAGCAAAGUUUCCAUCAGCUUUUUACAUGAGUAUUACAUGUUCAAGAUGCUCAGGGAGUUCUUACUAUAUUUUGUCUUUAACAGCAAUCUGACAAAAAGUCUAAAAGAACUAAAGGAGAGUUGCCAAAACCAAAGCGAAGAAUUACAAGAUCUCUUAAUUCAACGGGAUAAAGUGCAAAAAGAAACAGCCAUGAAAGAAGAAGACGCUCUAAUAAAUGAACGAGAUGGUGAAAGCUCUCAGACAGCCGCUACACCAAGCAAGGACCGAGAUGCGAAAAAAAGACCCAAAAAGGAAGUGGCUGAUUUGGGCUUUGAGGAUGAGGCCCUGCAAGUAGAGGACCUGGAACCUCCUGGUGUCGCUGCUGCUAAGGUAGGUUUACGUACUCGUACCCAGGUUCAUUCCGGUUAUUUUCGGCCGAGAGUGCGAAUGCAUGUGAAACAAAAGCUACGAGUCACGUGCAAAGGGGAGUUUGUUGCGUUCGUAACGGCAAUGAUGCGAAUACGCAUGCAAUAAAUCCCAACAAUGUCGGCCCAACACUGCUGAGAGUUGUUGCGUCCGUGUUGGCAGUGGUGUGCAUACCGAUGCAACAACUCCCAACAAUCUUGGCUCAACAAUGCUGGAAGUUGUUGCGUUCGUGCUGGCAGUGGUGUGCAUACGGAUGCACCAACUCCCAACAAUGUUGGCCCAACAAUGCUGGGAGUUGUUGCGUUAGUGUUAGCAGUGGUGUGCGUACGGUUGCAACAAAUCCCAACUAUGUCGGCCCAACACUGCUGGGAGUUGUUGCGUUCGUAUUGGCAGAGGUGUGCAUACAGUUGCAACAACUCCCAACAAUGUUGAGACCUGUAGUGCAUCAUGGGAUGGAUACAACCCAUAAGACUUUGGAGACCAUGUAUAAUGCACGUGCGUGGCCCCAACAAUGUUGGAAGAGCUCUGCAAAUGAAUCCAACAUUGCUGCGCUACGCGUCGGUGAUCACGGAACAGAAGAAAUGUUGGGAUUUGUUAGUUCAAAAGUUUGACCGGUUUUAAACUUUUGCGCAACAAAAAAAUCAAACUAACAAGUGCAUAAUACUGUUGUCUGUUUUUUCAGGCUGAGGAUCGUGUACCAUCAGAUGCCAAAGGUAACAGUUUUUCUUUUUGUCUUUAAAAAUAAAUAAAUAAAUAAAUAAAUAACAGAAAUUUAAAGAAAUAAGCAUAGAAGCAUAAAUUUGAUGUGGGAACGCAAAUUUAGUUGAUGGAGAUUUUUCUCGCCUACUUGUCAGGCCUACAUUAAUGUCUUCUUUUUCUCGUAGUUCAUCCUGACAGCGAUGAUAAUCUUUCACCCGGGGAAUUUUCUCCGCGUACUCCAGUUCAUUCGAGGGCAAAGAAAGGACGUGCACGACCCAGGGCAUCACAAGAACCAGCUGCUGGAUUUGCAAGAGCUUACGAUUUAGGUAAGAAUAAUAGUGCUAGGAUUGUGGAUCGAUUUUUGCUAGUCUUUAAAGUAAAACUAACUGGCGAACUGCUCUUUAGAGUAUAUGGUUCAGAGGAAGUUCCCCCACUACCCCUUCCCUAACCCAACAUGUUGCUCCAAGUAAGAGAACGGUAUAAGACUCUUGGAAACUGUUUUUUUUUUUGUUGUUUCUCCUGAUUUCAUCCGUUGUAACGGUUACUUUUCAGUGGACUUGUCAUCAGACGAAAGUUCGUCAGAAGAUGUACAAGGAACAUUUCUCUACAUGCAAAAGCAGGCUGAACUGCGUAACAGGUAAUAGUUAAAUACCUUCUAAAGUGGUUGUCUGUUUUUGCUAUUCUUAUUCUUGUUUUAAAUAAACAUAUUUUUUGGGUUAUUUCAGUGACUUGAGAAAUCGUAUUGCGAUGGAAGGAGAUGCCAUCACUAGAGCCAAAGAAUUCUUACGACGUCAACGGCGUUCCGUGCAGCGAAGACAGGUAAGCUUUGUAUUUCGAUUUUAAAUUGAAUCGUUCAGAAGAAAAAGUGACACACGCCGGUUUCUAUUUUCACUGCAAUCUCCUCUGCCGUUGCCGAGCUUCAGAAAAAAAGCUUUUGAAAGUUUAUUAUUUCCCUUUCUGGAUGACUUUAUGAAAAUAGUUUGUUGGGUCAACAGCCUUUAGGCCUCCAAUGUGUUUUUUAGAUUUUUCUGACCAAUACAGUAGCAAAAGACAGUACGAUUUUUGCCUUUCGACCACGAAUGGUUGGUCACAAUUACAACAUUGGCUUGCGGCAUCUAUUGGCCACCGAUGUUGGUAAUUUUUACAGUUGCACUUCCACUAUUGUUAUCCAACAAUCUAAAGCAACAAUGCUCGCAUUUUCAGCAGUACCUAAAGAUGGAUUUCCACUGUCGCGUAAUUUUUACGCGUAAAUAAAGUAGUGGCAAUGUGUCAAAGGUCACGCGUAAACGUAAAAGUCGAGCGAGGUUCAACUUUUACAUUUACGCGUGACCUUCGAUACGUUUCCUCUGUUUUAUUUAUGCGCGUACCCACGUAAACAUUUAGCACGCGACAGAGGAAAUCCACCCUGGCAGAGAAAAAAGUCGCCUCGAGUGUAUUAAGGUGUAACGGCGAGUGGUCCUCGAGGUGAAAGUAUACGACACGUUGCCAAGUUUGGCUCAGAAGAUGACAAUAAUGAUGAUGACGAUGACGAUAGUGAUGAUAGAUUUUCAUCCUCACCUUCUUCCUCCUUCUCGACAUCAUCAUCAUCAUCAUCAUCGUCAUCGUGAUUAUUAUUAUUAUUAUCAUUAUUGUUAUUAUUAUUAUUAUUAUUAUUAUUAUUAUAUAUUAUUAUUGUUAUUAUUAUUAUUAUUAUUAUCGUCGAUUAACAAUUCUUUUUUCAGGCUGCAUUGGAAACUGCUCGAAAAGAAUUAACCAGUGACAUGUCGCAAAACUUUGCACGUGGAAAGGUAUGCCAGUGUUAUCGUAAAAACUAUAAAAAUUGGCGUAUUCUUGGAGAAAAUCAAGGCUUUAUGAUAAUUACAAUUGACUAUUCAAACCACAAUAACACAGUCACUGUAGAGUUGACCUUGUUUUCCUCUUACAGAUUAUACAUCAGAAUGGUAAAGCUAAGUGUUUUUUUUUUCCUAAUAUGUAGGCAUUGUCCGGUCGAAGCGCUGAUUUCCUGGAAGAUGUAAGAGCACGUUUGGAUGAGGUCAGUGAGAUUAGACUUAAAACAAGUUCAGGUUAGACCCCAACCAAUCUUGAAAUGCACGCUCUUAUUUUGGGUGGGAGAAAGCUGCCUCUGUUUAUGUUCCGGUAUCUCCGUAGUCGCCAUCUUUGUAGGCUGAUUUAGCAACAGGACGGGAACGUCAGUUGACAACGGGAAAGCGCGCGGAAGGGACUUAACGCGUCUUCCGGUGCCCAAUUUGCCGCUCUUCCAUUGGUCAAGCCAGUCGUUUAAUUUGCGCGCGCCGUCGUCAACUGACGUUCCCGCCCUGUUGCUAAAUCAGCCUAUUAUUUAAAACACGAACGACAGUGCUUCAAAAACGUCCCUAGAGUAUUUCAUCUCAAUAGGAUUGCUAAAUGAUGAAUUUGUCUUUUUAAAACGCGUUUAUGAAAAAAGUUAAACAGAAGCUACAAAAAUAACUUGAAUGUUGGGCUGAAAUAUUCAUGCAAAUGCAUUAUGCAAAUCAAGUAAACAGUUUGAGCGUCCACUUGCCUUCGCAAUACGCCUAUCCAAAUGAAAGAAAUUUCACACUCAAUCGGCUGCACAAGAGGAAAAAAUAGUUUGAGUAGAGUGUCGCUAAAUCUAACUGCAACGCGUCGCAAUGAUCGGCAUUUUUCAUGUAAACUCAAAAGUGCUUCUAUCGUCUGGUUACUCAUUUGUUGCUUUAAAAAAAAAAACGAGGGGGAACCCGGUACAGUCACUAAUCUCCCGAACGAUUUGAACUGGCACUCACUAAAACUGAGACGCACGACUUACCACCAUGAUAGUGAACAAUAAAAUCAGGGUCAAUAUUCCGGAAUACAUUUCACGCCCAACCCGUGUUACAUGCUGUUACCAUAGCAGCAAGUUUAUAAAUAUUGUUAGUAACAACAAUUACAAUUUUUUUCACUAGAACUCUAAAAGAAUGGAACACUUUACCGUCCUUUUAUUAGAGCAGCCUUCCGUGGACGCAUUUAAAUCUUCUGUUACUAAUUAUUUUAAUCUCCCUCAUUGAUUUUAUACAUCGUUUUAUUUUAUUUAUUUGUUGUUAUUAUUAUUAUUAUUAUCAUUAUUAUUAUUGCACAUUUACAGUGAUGGGAAAUCUUUGUGAAUUAUAACAUAUAAAAUAAAGAGUUUAUCAAUGUCAGUUUACAAAGACUGAAAAGCCCAUUGUAUUUCUUCAAUCUAGGAAGAAGCGGAGCUUGGAGUUGUGAUGGACAACAUGACCGCUGGUCAAGAACUUUUGAGACAGAAAGAAGACAGGCUCAAAGUAAUGGAAAACGCGCUGCUCGGCGGAGGACUGGUGAGUAAUUUCAGUCUGUUUGUAAUCAUUUCGUUUAUUCGAUCAAAUUUUAACAGCCGGCUAUUGCAUAUAUGCCAACUCUCCUGGAUACGGCACUGAUCUCCCGCUCUCCCUUAUCUCCCGGAUAAAAUCGACUUUUGAGCUUUUCUGUGCUUUAGUUUGAAAUUUAGCUCAUUUUUUCUUAAAAUUCGAACUUUUCUAUUCAUUGUACGGUUUCUGGGACAUUUUUGGACGUAUUUAGUCACUGACAAAGAUUGUUUCGUCAUUACAAUGAUGAAAGCGAAUUUUGAUUCCCGUAUCAUAAUUUGGCGGCUGGUUUAAUUUGGGAACGAGGGGGGAAGGGGGCUGCGUUGACAUUUAGGGGGAGGGCUAGUGCAAAAGAGAGAGUCUCCAGAGUUCAGAUCUCCGGAGGUUGGCAUCUCUGCUAUCGAUAAAGCCCCGUUAUCACAUUACAACGUAAAGAGUAUCGACAAUUCCAUCAUUCCCAUAGAAUUCCCUGGUAGAAGGCAUGGUGUGAAGCCGAUCGCUUUCAAAAGAGAUGUGUUACGGCUAGCUUGUUCAUUUUGUUCAUCGAUGCCAAUUGCCCCUCCUUAUUCGCUAUCUAAGGGACCGGUCGUUAUUUAUCGCCUGGAGGGGGGCAGAGGAUGUUGGGAGGGGGAUCACUGAAAACUUUGGAAGGAUUCAGAGGGGGGACCACUCAAAUUUGCUUGGAAAAUGAAGACAUGGUGGGGGGAUCGCGAGAGUCAUCAAUUACUACUAGGGGGGAUCACUUCAGUGAAGUAACAUUCAAAGAGGGGGUCGGCUAAAUUUCACCUUGUUUAGCCCCAAAUCCUCCCCCGCCCCCUCAGGCGAUAAAUAAUGACCGGUCCCUAACCUAAGAAAUCACUUGUCAAUGACAAAUCACAGUUUCGUGCCCAACAGUACGUCUCCCAAACAUUAUAUCAGACGUUAAAACAACAAAAAUGAACUUGAAAAACUUCUAGGCUAACAAGUUUUCAUGACCACAAUUGCAAUCCGUUUCAAUCUUCUUUUUUCCAUCUGUGCCUCGUUUUGUAUUUGCUUUAUUAUUUAUAUCUUCUUUUCAUGUUUUGAGGGGUUAUUUUUAUGUUUCGCUCAGUUUGCUGGCGAUUAGCUGAAAUCAGUUCUUCGUGCCUUUACUCAUAUACAAAAUGCUCCUGUAGAGUCAUGAAGAACAAAUUUCACAAGGGAGCACUAUCCAUAAUAAUUUUUGGUCGGUUUUGCAGGCAUUUCAUUGAAACUUGAAAAGUUUGGCCCAGAAUUUUUAACUUUCAAUCUAUUUCGAUCCUUGCCAUGCGUUGCACGUAACAGAUGACAUGAAACAGUUUCCACGCCUAAAUAUAAUCUAAAAUAACAAAACUGAACGAUAAUUUUUUUAAAUUCAAUUGAUGCGAGAAAUGUUUUAGCUUUUUAAAAGAUAGAAAAUAGCGUGACAGAGCCCCUUUAAUUGUUUUCGUUUUUUUUCCUCAGUCAACUGCCUCGGACUCAGAGGCGACUUUUCGUGAAAGCCGACACGCCAGACAAGCUCGCCCAUCGGCAAAAGAUAGAUACCGUCCGCGAAAAACACCGCGUAAGACGUUAGACGAUGACGACAGCAGCGGCAUUAGCAGCAGCGACUAUGGUGACGUCAUAAGCGGUAAUGUGAGGAGAAGUGACGUCAAAAUCGGAAGUCGCCAGCCCAAGCCAGCUAUUCGGAGGUAUUCGGCUGGCGAUGAGACUUCCGAAGCUGUUCAAUACUCCCUGCAGCAGAUCAACUCGGAUCUUGCACGGAUUUUAAGGUUGCUUAGUACCCGACCUCAAGCCUUAGUAGCUGAACCAGCCAGGCACUCAUCAGGUGUCACGCAAGCGCCCUUUGUACCUGAGCCAGUCACACAACCAUUUGCUGAUUCAUUCAGAGGUUCGCGUGUCACUUCCGCUUAUCCAGAAUCGAGACAUGGCUUUCAUGCACAGGCUCCUUACCAGCCUGGUCCUGAACCUUUAUAUUUGAGAAGUGCUGGUGGUCCUGUGCUAUCCAGUCAUCGAGGACAAGCUCAUAAUUUGUAAGUUGUAGUUUCCGCUUUCUAUAAAUACAUUUUCUUUAAGGUACGGUCGCAAUUUUUGUGACAUUGCUACUCAGCCAAAACUACUUGGUCUAGCCAAUCGAAACGAGAUUUUUUUCUUCUUGAAAUGUAAACUCCACCGAACUUCAAAACCAAAAGCAAGAUGGUGUGCCAAAACUUUGGUAACGUGUAAGUUAAGUAUCUUUUUAUUUUUCGUUAACCUUCAAAGCAAAUCUUCGUGUUCUUAGGCUUACGUUAAAAUGUCGUCUUUUUCCGGUUAAAUUACAAUUUUGUAAGGUAUGGCUCAUUGUCGUUUGGUUUAUCUUUCUACAGUAGUCGGGUUGCCAGCGCUCCAUCUCAACUCCAGAAUCCCUACAGAGCCCAAGGAAGCGCCGAAACACAGCUAGAACGGAAGUGGAAAUCCUACUUUGGAGGUAAAGUGCGCAUGUCCGACCACCUUCUCGGCUAUAUUGAGCCGUCACUGUUCUUUGACAAGCGUCUUCAAUACAGUAAACACCUGCUAAUGAGAACCUACUUUUUUGAAGGCUAGCAAAAUAGGCUCUUGUAUUUUGGGGUAGUUAUUGCCAAUUUAGGCUAAGCAGGUUCUUAAUUAGGUACGUAAUUGUUAUAAAGGAGAUAAUAGACUGUUGAUAACCAGAAAAAUAAAUAAACUUUUUAUUUAUUCACAACUGUAUUAUUAUGACCCUAACGAAACUGAUUACCGAAUUUGUAUACAGUUUAGUACAGUAUGUUCUUGUACUUAAAUUUACAACUCAUAGUUACACACCUUUGUUAAAUUGUUUAUCAUAAUUUACCUGUAACCAACUCAUAAGAACCUGCUUGAUCUUGCUUGGCUAAACAGGUUCUUAUAUUUUUGGGUAUUAAGUGCAAAAUUUCUACCAGGAGGCUCGAUCUAAAUCCACAGGUUCUUAUUAGCGGGUGUUUACUGUACCGUCUUUCAGUUGUCUCAGAAGCAUAUGCUUCUGGUUGUCUUUAUAGCAUCAGUUCUUUCCAUGCCUUUUAAGUUGUUUGGUUGUUUGUUUUUUACAUUUAAAUCUAGGUCUGUUUGCUGCUGGUGCUACGUUGAGUUUUGAGAAGAUAUCUGACUCACCAGUUGAUGGUCUAAAAUCGCUAAAAUUCUUAUUUCUCUCUUUGCAGAUCAGUCACGUGAUUCGCCAGCCUCGCUAUCACUCGGACCGACGACCACGGCGACGACCGCAAGGUUUGAAAAUUUACCAACGUUCUGUGUUUAAUCUGACAUCAAAGUUAUUUUUGCUUUUGUUCUUAAGAAAUCAUCCUUUUAUUGGUCUUCAGGGACCCAGCAAGCAUCAAGGACUGGACCUCAGAGAGAGAAUUAAGUACUGCUGAACGACUGCAGUCUCAUGCGCAAUGGCUCCGAAAUUUCCGUCGGGACACGGGUCUCCAAGGUAACAACGCGAGCGGACUGGAGGAGAGAGUCUUGUCGUAUCCUUUUGUCAUUUUUUCGAUAUACAAGUAUUCGUAUAACUCUUUUACUUCUUGACUGAAUUUUGGAGAUGUUAAUGUAGCCCUAACUUCUGAGCUUAUCAAAGUAACAAGUCUUAAGUAGUACUUUCCGGUUAUACUGUUUAUUUUGUUGUACGAGAUGGUUCUAACUUUUGAGUCUGUGGAUGAAAUCCAAUGGUGUUACCAUUCAAAUGAAACCUCUUCAGCAGUACUUUCACAUGGUACUAUUUAUUUAGUAUGUAGUUCUACUGUAACUUUUGAGUCUGCGGAUGAAAUCCCACGGUGUUACCAUUCAAAUGAAACCUCUUCAGCAGGACUUUCACAUGGCACUAUUUAUUUAGUAUGUAGUUCUAACGUUUGAGUCGGUGGAUGAAAUCCUAUGGUGUGACCAUUCAAAUGAAACCUCUUCAGCAGUACUUUCACAUGGUACUAUUUAUUUAGUAUGUAGUUCUAACUUUUGAGACUGAGGAUGAAAUCCUAAAGUGUGACCAUUCAAAACCUUUUUGGUAGUACUUUUACAUGGUUCUUUUUUCCUUUCUAAAACGUAACAACGAGAUCCCUCUCGAGACACCAUUCAAAUAAAAAAACGUCCCGGUAAUUAACGGUCUUUCUGUGUUUGACAGAAAAGAGCGAGAGUAAGAACACAUGACUGGUACUAAAUGUUGUACUUAAUUCUGAAAGUUUUUAUGUCCCUAAUAAUCAUCCUGGUAAAUAUGUUUUUGUGGAUGCGAUUUGUCCUCAUUACUUAACUUUCUUUUGCUGCCUUCUUACCGCUGCUGGCACGUGUUAAGACAACUCAUAUCACAAGAAUAGAACAAACCAAAAGUAAAAUACAUGAGAGCCCUUCGUAUUUGUCUUAGUUUGGGCUUCAAUAGUCCUUCCACUAUUUGACCUUUGGUAUGCGUUUAUCCCGGUCCCUCCCCCCCCUCCUCAGUGUAAGUUAUAAUAUCUUAGAAUUUGUUGUUCGGGUGAUUGCAUCCUUAACCCCUUUCUAGCUUUCCCGCAAACCAACCACCAACGAGCAGCUUUCAAACAGAUCAAGGAAUGCCACGUAGUCGCACAUUAGGGUCCAGGCCACUUCGGCUGGCCCUUAGUGACAGUAAUCAGAUUCGAUGGGUUUAAUCUUUUUCAGUUCAUUAGCCCUUAUGUUAACACCAUAAAUUCCCACCUAAAAGUUGUACAGAAUACACUCACAUACAAGCAGUGAACAGCAAAGAACUUUGUCCGCAAACCUUGAGGCUUGGUGGUUGAAUUUACCACUCCAGAAACUUUUAGGGGAAUGGUUUUAAGCUUUCGGCGCAACGAUUUCUGGGAUCGUGUGGUUGGCAAGCGUUAGUUAUGAUCGGUUGAUGGUAGUCAAGGCAACCAUUAACCAAUCAUAAGUAACGAUCCCAGAAAUCAUUGCGCCAAAAGCUUGUACCCAUUCCCCGUAGAGAUUGUGGAGUGUUCUGACGUCAACAUGGAAACAAGAGGUCAGAAAAAGAGGAG
This is a messenger RNA of Porites lobata, 30922 nucleotides long. Lineage: Eukaryota; Metazoa; Cnidaria; Anthozoa; Scleractinia; Poritidae. The record is from the annotation of a GenBank genome assembly.